AUGGUUGGUGUACCCCGUAGUAGAGGCUGUGCUCUCUGUGUGAAGCGUCGGGUCAAGUGUGAUGAACGCAUCCCAGAGUGCGCUAAGUGUGAGAAAUAUGGGAAGCCAUGUCCAGGUUACAACAGGGGCUUCAAAUUCAUUACCGGAAAGCCAUAUAGAAGUCGUCGACGUUUACCCGGUAAUGGUAACGAUACCACAGACAUCCAGAGCCCGGAAUCUGUGAGCCCGAGCAUAAUCAGCAGUGACAGGAGAUCAGCUUCUCAGGAGUUGAUCCAGAGACAUACUCAACUGUUUUUUGUGUCAGCAGAUUUGAAUGUCCUACAGAGCUUGAGUGCUCUGGUUGAUGAUUUUUCCAAUCCAACACCCGCUCUAAGCCAGAAGUUUGUGGUCUCACAGUGGUUUGGACUUCUUCCCGAUAUCUAUGGUCAGAGUAAAAUCCUCGACGCAGCAAUCAAAUCGUUUGUUACACACCAUCUUGGAAAACUUUAUCGAGAUGAGCGGAUGCUCGUAUACGCUCGAUCUACCUACGGAGAGGCGCUGCAUAGACUGAGAAAAUCACUAGCAAAUCCCUCAGAAUAUCUUUCCUCUCAUGUUUUCUGCGCAGUUGUCAUGCUAUGCCUAUAUGAGCUUUUUACAAAUAGGGAGAAUCCAGAAUCUUGGAUCAAACAUGCUCAAGGGCUUGGGCAGCUGGUCAGGGUAAGAGGACCUGGCCGCUAUCGUAAUAAGCUUGAUAUUUCCCUGCUCAAGGUCUCUCGAGGUUUGAUCGUCAUGCACUCGAUGUUUUCCGGCGAACCAUGCUUUCUGGCAUCGAAUGAGUGGCAUCAAACGAUGAAACACCAAUAUGUGACCGACAUGCCUGCUGACUAUCAUGACAUCAUUGAGAGUUUCUUUGCCUACUUUACAUAUGCACCUAGUCUUGUGCACAAGCUCUUCAGUCUCAGAGAAAUUGACCCGACGACUCCAGAGGCAUUUCAGGUGGCAUCAGACGCUCUUUCACAAGCUCUGGAUAUGAGGAGCAAAUUGGACUCCUGGUAUGACCAGUGGUGUAAAAUUGCCCCACUUCCAGUUGAAGAGCUCUCAACAGAUGACGCCCUAUAUCCCGUCAUUUUAACAUAUGCUGGUUUGACUGAUGCUCAAAUAUACUGUGGCUACUACUCCUACAUGGUUAUUAUUCACGAAACAUUGAAGAAUUUGGGCUAUAUCGGUCCCCACGCAGAUAUGGUGGUGUAUUACCGGGAUCAAAUCUGCAAAUCAAUCGAAUUCAGCAGCAAGGGAGCCCUUGGUCCCUACAGGGUGGGAUUUUCCUUACGGGUUGCAAUUGAGGUUGCUGACCCUGUGACAAAAUCUUGGAUCAUAAAUCGAUUAGAGAAAUUCUCGAAGAUUUACGCAGCGGCCCAGCCAGAAAACUACCAACCAGUUCUAUGA
Molecule: messenger RNA, 1425 nt
Organism: Penicillium taxi
Lineage: Eukaryota; Fungi; Ascomycota; Eurotiomycetes; Eurotiales; Aspergillaceae
Product: Zn(II)2Cys6 transcription factor
Exons: 4
Coding region: 1-1425 (474 amino acids)
Biological process (GO): regulation of DNA-templated transcription
Molecular function (GO): zinc ion binding; DNA-binding transcription factor activity, RNA polymerase II-specific
Source: RefSeq, a predicted model, not a curated record